Molecule: messenger RNA, 2508 nt
Organism: Hyla sarda
Lineage: Eukaryota; Metazoa; Chordata; Amphibia; Anura; Hylidae
Gene: MTMR10
Product: myotubularin related protein 10
Exons: 16
Coding region: 376-2496 (706 amino acids)
Source: RefSeq, a predicted model, not a curated record
UCAGGGGAACACAGCAGGGAAUAAAACAAUUGUAAGCGGAGAAUUCUCCUGCCUUACACCACAUUGCCACUAGAUGGCGGUGCAGAGCGCCAGAGCCGCGGCCAUGAAUGGUUCUUCUGCACAUGUGCACGGACUGUGAAAAGAAAGGGACAGACUCACAGGAAAUCGGUGAGAAUGCAAAUACAAAGUGCGUGUGGGAGUGAGACACCCAGGGGGAGAGGGAAAUGUCUGCUCUGAGAUACAACAAAAGCCACAAGGUUCCAGCCAUGGAGCAGGCUGCACAGGUCCAGGGAGGAUAAGUACAGCCCCAGCCCGGAUUACAGGGAAGCGCCGGUCCUGACACCUUCUCCGGGGACACUUGUUUGGACAUUUACAAUGUUCUCCGUGAAGCAGCAGAAGCCCUCGUUCAGGUCUUAUCUUCUGCCCCCCCAGCAUGAAGACAAACUCAGCCCGGAGACCAAAAUAAAGAAGCUGAAGCCAGUGCUGCUGCCAGAUUGGCUCAUAGGAAUUAUUGAGCAAAUUGUUGUUGUAAAUGACACCAAAAGAAAGCAAAAGAUCCUCUCCUCUAACAAGAAACUGAAAUUCAACCCGACAGAGUUGAUAAUUUACUGUAAAGACUUCCGCAUUCUCCGAUUUCGGUUUGAUGAGUCCGGCCCAGAAAGUGCAAAAAAGGUUUGUCUUGCAUUAGCACAUUACUCGCAGCCAACAGAUCUUCAGCUACUUUUUGCUUUUGAGUAUGUUGCCAAGAUGUAUAACAAUCAAGGAGACAGAAUAAAUGGAAUAGAUCCAGGAGGAGGAGAUACCGGUCCAAAGACUCCUUUGUACGAAACCUAUUCUGAUUGGGACAGAGAGAUCAAAAGAACCGGGGCCUCUGAAUGGAGAGUUUGCUCAGUAAAUGAAGGAUAUAUGAUUUCAAAAAGCCUUCCAGAAUAUUUUGUCGUCCCCUCCUCUCUGGCAGAUACGGAUCUAAAGCAGUAUUCCUAUUCGUUUUUUGGUCGACGUAUGCCACUGUGGUGCUGGAAUCAUUCCAAUGGCAGUGCCCUGGUGAGGAUGUCCUACAUCAAAGACCUGUUACAGCAACGCAAGAUAGAUCAACGGAUUUGUGGUGGAAUCACUCGUAGUCACCCUUUAAGGAGCGAUGUUUACAAAUGUGACUUGGAUCAUGGUCUCCCAACUCUUCAGGAUAUUCAGACUGCUUUCUCAAAACUCAAGCAGUUGAGUGUGAAUGAACUAUUUGAUGAAACAGAAGAUCGAUGGCUUUCGUCCCUUGAAAGCACACGCUGGCUGGAGUAUGUCAGAACAAUUUUGAAGCAAGCUAUAGAUCUUGUCUAUGUCAUGGAUUCCAAGCGUCUCUCAGUUGUCAUACAAGAGGAGGAAGGCCGGGAUCUCAGCUGUCUUGUGGCCUCUCUUGUUCAGUUGAUGUUGGACCCGUACUUCCGGACCAUUGUUGGAUUUCAGAGUCUGAUCCAGAAGGAGUGGGUUAUGGCUGGAUAUCCAUUUCUUGAUAGGUGCAACCACUUGAGAAAAUCUGAGAAAGAGUGUCCCCUGUUUGUUCUGUUCCUGGACUGUGUGUGGCAGCUCCUGGAGCAAUACCCGGCAGCUUUCCAGUUCACCGAGACCUAUUUAACUGUGUUACAAGACAGCACCUGCAUCUCACUCUUUGGGACAUUUUUGUUUAACUGUCCUCACCAGCGCGUUCAGCAGAGUACUGAAUUUGCAAUUGGUAAAAAUAUUCAGCUAGGGGAUGAAAAAGGACUUAAAUUUCCAUCUGUGUGGAAUUGGUCACUGCAGUUUUCAUUGAAGGAUCGAGCACUAUUUAAUAAUCCCUUGUAUAUUGGAAAGAGUGUGCCCAGUGUUCAGAAUGGGAUUACAAAGAGCUUCAAGAGGACAAAGAAAAACUAUAGUUCUACGUUACGGGGAAUACCUCCUUCUUUAAAGAAUGGGAUUAUCCCUCAACCAGAGUUAAUGCCACGUAGGAACUCUCUUAUACUGAGAUUACGACCUGAAUUAGUCCAUCAGGCUCCAGAAAUCCAGAACAAUGGGCUACAGCAGUAUCUCAGUAACUUUUUUUCUAAACCAGUGGACUUGCAUGGAGUGAUCUUACCGAGGCUGAAUGGCCCCUACAUUAAACUGUGGAAACUCUUAUACCUUCGAUGGAUUCCUGAGGCACAGAUUAACCACGGUGGCUCAAUCACUGCCUUCCACAAAAUUUCCCUGUUGGCUGAUGAGAUUGAAAUGCUGCAAACAAGUCUUCGUCAGUACCGGAGCUUCCCAUUGUCGCAGGCCACAUCCCCCGAAAGUGAACAAAGCAGAAUGUUUUUCAGAGCUGAUGACUUACAAAGCAGUUAUGAGAGCUUGGACUUCCUUUCCUCUUCUUUCCCUUUUUCACCAGUUGGGAACCUUUGUCGCCGGAGUAUACUAGGCACACCAAUAAGCAAAUUUCUAAACGGUGCCAAAAUUUGGUUAUCCACCGAAACACUUGCCAAUGAGGACUGAUGGUUGUUUAAA